AUGAAGGCAAUUCUAACAGGAGCUACAGGAUUCAUUGGAGGAGAGAUCUUCAAUCAAUGUAUUGACCAUCCGCAAAUCACUUCGAUUGUGGUGCUUUCUCGCCGAGCACUGCCUGAGCCGGCCGCGAGUAACUCGAAGGUCAAAGUUAUUGUUCUCGAGGACUUCACGAGCUAUCCAGACUCGGUGCUGCAGGAGCUUAAGGACGCGGACUUUUGCAUAUGGGCGCUGGGCACAUACACGGGCGGUGCAGAUGUUGAAGCCGGCUAUCCACUCGCAUUUUGCGACGCCAUGGCCAAGGCCCGUGACGGCGCUACGACCAAGUUGUUCCGAAUCGUCUACUUGAGCGGCAUGUUCGUGAUCAAUGACCAGCACGCGUCUCUGUGGUUUUUCCAAACAACCCGCAAGGCGAAGGGGCUCGCGGAGACGAGGCUGCUCGCCUUCUCCGACGAGCAGAAACAGAACAACCAAAAUUGGGAGGCAUAUGUGGUCAGGCCCGGUGGAGUGUUGCAAAGGUCGACUGCUGGCAUCAACACAGCCACAUGCGGAAACAGACUCGUGAUCGGCGUCGGCGUGCUGGCGACGGCUAUGAUCGAGACAGCGUUGGAGGGGAAUCCUGAAUUCAAGAUAUUCCACGCCCCUUUGCUGGAGAAGGGAAGGGCUGCGCUCCAGAAAGCCAAGUGA
Fonsecaea erecta is the source of this 681-nucleotide messenger RNA. RefSeq lists its product as hypothetical. The coding region runs from base 1 to 681 and encodes 226 amino acids. The record is from RefSeq and is a predicted model, not a curated record. The transcript is spliced from 3 exons. NCBI's taxonomy places the organism in Eukaryota, Fungi, Ascomycota, Eurotiomycetes, Chaetothyriales, Herpotrichiellaceae.